Messenger RNA from Racocetra persica, 2122 nucleotides. Lineage: Eukaryota; Fungi; Glomeromycota; Glomeromycetes; Diversisporales; Gigasporaceae. The record is from the annotation of a GenBank genome assembly.
UGAUAUGACCAAUAUGCAUGAAAAUUUAAAAUCUUUGGAAGAAAAACGACAUAAUUCUGCGAGUAAUGUGGUAGAACAAAUGAAAAAAGAACUCAAGAAAAAACAAGAAAAUACGGAGAAAGCAUUUAAGGAACUUGAAGAAGAAAUUCAAGACUGGCGGAAAAACCAAGAAGAUGAAGCACAAAAACAAUUAGCCAUCGCUCUUAUUGAAUUGACUUUAAGCGUUGGAAAAAUUGUUAUUCAGCCCGGAGGAGUAUUAAAUUUUAUUGAAACGAUGAAAAAAGUGUAUGAAUUAGUCCUAAAUGCUUUAGAUAAUUCUAAUCUAGAAGAGGUCAUGAAGCUAGUUGAUAUAACUAAAGAUGAUGAUGUACAAAGGGCAAUGGAGCAAGCGAAAGACUUAGAAAAUAAAGCGAUAAGAAUUAAUCAAAUUAAAGAAGAGCUAAAUGCUAAUAUAAAUGAAACAGAUAUGCUGAAGAGUAACACGGAACAAGAUCAUAAAAGUGUAAGGACUUUGAAUAUCGAUGAUCUUGAAAAAAAGCUUGAAAAUGAAGAUCAAAAAGGAAUCCUGUCAAAAACGGAAUGGAAAUUGGUUGAACUUCGCAUGAUAAAAUUACUUGAAUUUGUAAACGCAUACAUAAGAGCCAAGAUUGAAGAAAUUGAAAGUUGUAAAGAACUUUUAAGAACUAAAUUGCAAGCAGAAACUUCAAAAAGAAAAGAAGAACGACUUGAACAAAGGAUUAAAUAUUACAAAUCAAAUCUUGAAUCAAAAAAUUACGAUGAAAUGAAGCUUCAAUUAUUCGAAAGUCUUAUAAUUAUCAAGUUUUGGAUGAUGGUAUACAUGGAAAACUAUAUUUAUGCUUAUAAGUAUUGGUCACUUUCUGAAUCAAAAAUAAAUCUUUCAGUCAUUAAAAACUUUCGUGAUAACGAAAAAGAUAAGGAAAGCAUUUGUCGUGAGUUAGAAGAUGCCUAUAUAAGUUUCGGACAUAAUCCUGAUUCUUGUAUGGAAACUAUUAAAUUUAAUGAAAAAAGAUAUAUUGAAGAGCUUAAACGUGAUAAAUCUGUUAUAAUAGAAAUUCCGUUUAAUCAGAAAGAAUUAAAGAAACGUGCGCAUUUGAGGCUUCACAAAUUUAGAGUGUACUUAGAAGGGGCUGUAUCUACCGAUGAAUCUAUCUCUAUAUCUAUUAGUAAUACGGGAAAAUUGGCUGAUAGAGACGAAAAAAAUAAUGAAUAUAACUUUAGAUCAGAACCAUUGGGACCCAAAGGAUUCAAAUACAGUGUGAAUGACAAAAAUGUAAUUAGUAGUGAUCCCAACUUUUAUGACAAGAAUAAUAAAAUUUAUUUUGUUCCAACGCCGUUCAAAGCUUCAGAGGAAGAAUUAACUCAAAAAGACGAAUCCAUUAUCAUAAUCGCAGAAUCAUUUGAGUGCCGCCAAGUGAAACAUCAAAGAAAUUGCUCCGCGACCGUUGAAAAUUUUCUAAACUCACAAGAUUUCAACAAAUGUUUUCCCUAUAAUAAAACCAGUGAUCAAUUUGACAAGAUUAAGGUUACUCAGGACAAAGACAUUUUAAAAUACGGAAAUGAGAUUAGAACUAUAGCAGAAUCAAUGUGUAGCCUUCCAAAAUGUUCUGACUCCGAAAUUUCAAAAUUCAAUUCUGAUUUUCAUUCGAAAUGUCAAUCAGACAUCGAUAGAAGAAGUCCCGAUGCUUUACAAAUAUCUACACUGAUUUAUGCAUAUCCAGCAAUUAGAGAUAUAGUUUGUUUUAGAAAUUCUACGGGCGGAUAUUGUAUUGUUGAAACUAUACAAAAUAUUAAUAUGAAUCUAAUACAAGGGGGCGAUUUUUCGAAUCUGACUGCGCCAGUUUUGUGUACAACUUGUAAUAAGGCAAUAGUUAAUACUUGGAUGAAUUAUGUGAAAUCGCACAAUCCUCCAUCUGAAAUUAGUAGUCAAGUUAAUAAUGAAACUGCUUCCGCAAACUAUCAGGUCACUAGAGCGUGUGGUCCUUCAUUUUUAGACGGAAAUGUUCCUAUUUCUCCAACUAGUGCUGGCGUAACUAUUUACAACUUGAGUUUUACAAUGUUGGUCGCCUCCAUCUUAGUAUCGCUUAUUUUGAAUUUUUUUUAA